Molecule: messenger RNA, 5117 nt
Organism: Phasianus colchicus (ring-necked pheasant)
Lineage: Eukaryota; Metazoa; Chordata; Aves; Galliformes; Phasianidae
Source: RefSeq, a predicted model, not a curated record
GGACUCUAUGAUCUCUUGAGGUCCCUUCCAAUCCCUGCAGCUCUGUGGUUCUGUGAAAUUUAGGUAUAUUUGGGCCUACCUUUGAAAUGUGCCAAGAGUAGCAUAAUGCAGGAGUGUGAACUGCCAGAUCUAAGCUAUUGAUGGAUGUUCUUACAGCGUACUUUGAAGGAUUAACCAAGGAAAUCACUGAUGCUUCAAGAGCUGAUAAAAUGAUCUUAAGAUCUCAGAGCUGGCAUGCUGUUUGCACUUGUCAGUGUUGCUUGUGACUGCCUCUGGCUUCCCAAAUCAUCCUGAAAACAACAUUUCACUUUGUCAAAUCACAAAACCAUGACACACUUAUAAUAUUUCUCCUCUACGUGCGUGGAAGAAGUCCAGCAGAUGUGAUGAUGAGUAUAAGCUUUCUGUAAUGAGGAAAGAACACAGAAUGUAAUAGCAUUUUUUAAAGAAAAUAGUGAAUAAGUAAAAAGAUAUGCAGUAACAUGUUAAAUCCAGAACAUACUGGGAAAAAAGUCACCAUUACAUCCAGCAUUGUAGAAUUAAUUAGUGUAGUGAGGAUGAUUACAAAAGUGGUGUAGCGGAAAUACUGAGUCACAGCCUGAAGCAGUGAUGGAGCACAUGGUGGGAAGACAAGGCCAGCCCAGAGGAGCUCAGGUGCAUGCAAUGUAUCUGGGUGACGGAAAGGGUGGAGCCAGGAUCCACCCUUUCCCAGCCCUCAUUUAAGGGUUGGCAGUGGAAGUGAGGGUAUUUUGCUGGAGGUCUCUGUGUAACAGGCCUUUUGAAGGUAAGUUCUUUCCUUUAUUUCUGUGCUGUUAUAUUUGUGCAAGUUGUUGCUUGCUGUAGCAUAAGAUUUUGCUGCUCUGUUGUUACUGCUGCCGUUUCCACUGUGUUAGAGUGUUAAAUGUGGGGGAGAAAAGUCGUUCUUGCAGUUCUGUGCUACUUGUUACAGUGAUAACAGUAUAUGGACUGAAGAAGUAGUUAAUUUUUUAAAUGCAGUGAAGUUCAAACUUGUGCUCAGUAUGUAGAGUAGUAUGGUGGUACUGAUUUUUGCCUGUAGUGAAUGUCUCCUAGUUCCUGGUUUUAAAGGUUCAAAUAGGAGGAAGGUUGAAGUGUUCAGGAUCAGAAAAUCAAAAGGUUUCUUUUUGAAUAGCAGUUUUAAGUGUGUAAGUCCUUCAGCUUCUGUUGGAAAAAAAAAAACCAAUAAUAACUGUAUGUUGGAAGAGAACAAUUAUUUUUAUUUCCCCAUAUCUAAGUUUGUAGAUAGCACCAGAAUCGGCAUGAUACAACAGUGCUGUGAUUUCAGAGCACAUGAAGGACUAUCUGUUUUAUAUACAAGGAAAUGUGAAACACAGACAUAUGAAGAUACUUGUCCCAAUCCAUGAAACAAAAGCUGCGUGCCACCAGUGAAUGGUUGAGAGUUAACAUCAGAGCUGAAAGAGUAAUCUGGUUGUACAGAUCCUUGACCCUCUGCUCUGCCCUUAGAGUAAUAUGCCUCAUGACAUCUAGAUUUUACUUUGCAAUCUCAGAGUGUACAAACACCAGAAUACUGGUAAAUCUCUCUGGGCUUUUCCUCACCUGGUCACCUACACUGACAGGAAUGGUGUAAGUACAUCCUUCUCUCUUUCUUCUGUCACUUUGCUAAAAGUUACACUGAAAAAGUAUUCAUAAAUUUGACUGUAAUAGAAUAGCAAUAGCAGUAGAAGCCACAUACGAAAGUCCAUAUUAUUCAUUGAUGAGGACAGGGAGAAAAAAAAAAAGCCCCAUUUCCUGAACCAGCAUGAGUUGAAAGAAUAUGCAAAGCAAAUUCACUGUACUUUAUAGGAAGCAUAAGGUAGAGGGCCCAGGAAGACAGAUGUGAUGAUUUCACAACUGAGAGAACAGUAGGAUAUGUUUGUUACCACAGCAGGCCCUGAUUUCAUGUGGAUGUAUGUAGAGCUCAAGCUAAUUGCAUGCUCCUAAAGAUUGCUGUUUAUCUAGAGACUGAUUUAAAGCCUGCUGUAAGCAAUGGCUAUCUACUCUUAUGAAAUAGACUGCCUUAAGCCUUAAUUCAUUUUGAAUCUUUCUAAGGAUUGUUUCUGCCUUUUGUUAUUCUAAAGCUAAUGUUUUGUAGUUUUGCACAAAUGUUAACACUUGAAGAUGAGUAAAUAUAUUUUUUCAGUGGAAAAAAUAAGCAGGCAGCUGCAUUGUACUGGUUCUAAUGUCAUACAGAAGUGUUAGAGUUUUCAUGAAUGACCUGAUGCCAACCUGUCACCUUUCCUUCUGCAAACCUGAAUCCCUUUUGUUACAUAGAAUAUUUUACAGUUUUCUCAUUUGCUUUAAUUUUUGUGCCUGGUUUCUCAGUAGGUUCUUUGUGUUUGUUUUGAACUAUGUAUGUCAUUUCCAAAGGAAACAAGUGGUACUUCUUUCAUAGUUUUCAUCUUAGCUCAGCUGAGUGUGUAAGAGAAAACUGUAUGAUUCCUCAACUACACUCAGUACAUGACAAAGUUCUUGACAGUAUUUGAUAUAAAUACACAAGAAAUUGAAUGGUAAUGCAGCUCAUUUUCUUCAAAUUAAAUGAAUGGGUGUAUAAAUAUUUACAGAUAAAUGGGAGUACUCCUCUGAAGCCCCAAACAAACAAAAAUCCCAGAUGAGGUGUUUUUUCAGAUCUGUUUUCCAGCCCUCCAAGCAACCAUACGAAUCUAGCACCUCAUCCCUUUUCCAGACAAACUUUCUGGCUGCUCACCCUAUCUCAUUCUCAGUAAUUCUUGGUGAUGGGUUUUCCUCCUCUCUGACACAUUCUUUCAUUUUCUGGCCUUUGAGUGCUUUCUCUGGCAUGAAAACCUAUUGUGGACACUUGAAUUCAUGUUCGUGUACGAUAGCUCAUCCAGACCACAGGAGGGAAUGUCUGAGAGGACACUGAAGAAGGUGACAAGAAGCAGGUUGCUGUAGCAGAAGGCCAUAAUCCACAUAACUCAUCGCUAAUCAUUGCAAAACCCCUGCCUCAAAGCAGGGAUCUGCAGUACCUGGGUUAAUGUGGACAAUGUUAUGUAAAUAGUUAAGAAUGAUACGGAGAAUCCUUUACUGUCCAGAUGUCCUUUCCUACUGAAACACUCUGUAGUCAGAAACUUUACUGAAAUCUGUCCAAACCUUUCUGUUUGGCUUAUUUAAUAAAAUAAUUUGUAGACUUUUCUCAUCUGACUGGUGGAUUAUUUGCUAUGAAAACUUUUUUUAACAGCUUUUACAGAGAGGAUGACUCUUGUUAUUACGAGCUCUAUCUAUUCCAUCCAGAGUUGCUCAGAGCUGGAGUCAGAGCAUGACCCUCCUGUGGCUCGCACUCUGCUUAUUACCUCAUAGUCUAGUCUCCUAGUAUUCCAGGCACAGUCACAUGUGAGGGGGAUCAGUUUUCCUUUAGUCUGCAACUGUGUAUGCAACGGACUCAAGACAUUUAGUUCUGUGACCACAAAUCUUGACUCAAGCAGAUCAACCAAGUGCCAUGUUACUUUGGCCACGCUGUCACGUUCAGAUGCCUUUCAUGUCCCCCAGAGCUCUUACCAAUCUUGCUGCUUUCCUCUGUGUUAUGUCCAUUUUUACUUGCCUUCCAUAUAUAACAGUUGGGUAAUAUAUCCCACUUAAUUGCCCUGUGCUCAUUGACCUCAUGCUACUGACUGAUGGGUGGUCCAUUGUAUUCAUUAGACUAUGAUACUGAUGCUUGUAUAUGUAAACAUACUUAAGUUGAAGAUUUUAUGAUCCAGUUUCCCUGCUGUGUAGGCCUUGAGCUUUCAUUUGUUGUAAUGUACUGAUCUUUCAACCCAGCAUGACCAUAAAAACUAGGGAACUGCUAAGUAAUUGCUUAGGUAUACUGGUGAAGAAUCAGGAAUUUUCUUCCUGAGGGAUCCACAGAGUAAUCUUUCAAAGUGCUGAGGUGUAAAACCACUGUCUUCAAAAAAUAAACUGAUGCUUUGUUCACAACAGAAACUGAAGGAAAAUAAUUACCUGUGUGAGGAAUGGCUGGAAGUCUAUUCAACAGUCCUUAUUUAAAUCGGGAGUGAAAAGCAUGGCAGAUGAGCAAGAGAUCAUGUGCAAACUGGAGAGCAUCAAGGAGAUCAGAAAUAAGACUUUGCAGAUGGAAAAAAUAAAGGCACGUCUAAAAGCAGAGUUUGAAGCCCUGGAGUCUGAGGAGAGGCACCUGAAAGAAUACAAGCAAGAAAUGGACCUGCUGCUGCAAGAGAAGAUGGCACAUGUGGAGGAGCUGCGUCUGAUCCAUGCCGAUAUUAAUGUGAUGGAGAAUACUAUCAAGCAGUCUGAGAAUGAUCUCAAUAAACUCUUGGAAUCUACUCGUCGCCUGCAUGAGGAGUACAAACCCCUAAAGGAGCAUGUAGAUGCUCUGCGAAUGACACUGGGCUUGCAGAGGCUGCCAGACCUGUGUGAGGAAGAAGAGAAACUGUCCCUUGACUACUUUGAAAAGCAGAAAGCUGAAUGGCAGACAGAACCACAGGAGCCUCCCAUCCCAGAGUCUCUGGCUGCAGCUGCAGCAGCAGCCCAACAGCUGCAAGUGGCUAGGAAGCAAGAUACCAGACAGACAGCAACAUUCAGACAACAACCACCUCCAAUGAAGGCCUGUUUAUCCUGUCACCAACAAAUUCAUCGGAAUGCACCAAUAUGUCCACUCUGCAAAGCAAAAAGCCGAUCUCGGAAUCCCAAAAAGCCCAAAAGGAAACAGGAUGAAUGAAACUCAGAAAACUGCUGAGCAAAGUGUGACCUUUUCCAAUACCAUUCCAGUAGAACUGUAAAUGUGGCCAGACUUUACUGAAGUACAGACACAAGUAUGACCAACUCAUUGUUUUCUAUCAAUGCAAUGUAAGCACAAUGUUUCUGUUCUGUUUUGAUUUUGUUCUGGUCCUUAGGAUGUUUUAGGAAAAUAAGUAUUAAUGGUGCUACAGUUUAAUGUUUCAAUCAUUCCAUUUUUUGGAUUCCUAAGCAAUAUAGAAUUCUUAUGUGAGUGUCCUAGACAUCAGGCUAUGAUUAUUGGCCAAAUGCAAUAUCACAGAUACUUCUAUGUCCUGUUUUUCAUAGAGUCAUAGGAUGGCUUGGAUUGGAAGGCACUUCAAGGAUCGUGAAGCUCCAACCCCCCCGCCACAUGC